This is a messenger RNA of Chlamydomonas reinhardtii, 1478 nucleotides long. RefSeq lists its product as uncharacterized. The transcript has 2 exons. Lineage: Eukaryota; Viridiplantae; Chlorophyta; Chlorophyceae; Chlamydomonadales; Chlamydomonadaceae. The record is from RefSeq and is a predicted model, not a curated record. The coding region runs from base 422 to 604 and encodes 60 amino acids.
GUUAUACUAGCAGCGCCCUUAAGGUGCAGUACCUACGCGGCAAACCCACAGCGACUUGAUUCAACGCAAAUUAUGACACGCGGUUUGAGCUCCCCCCUAGCCACCCCGCAUAGGAUAAGCGCCGCACUGACAUCUCUGCUGUUGGCAUACCCGUGGCUUUCGCCUGAGCUCCCGAGCGCCCGGGGUGCCAACUGCUGCUGCGGCGGGGGUGCCAACUGCUUCCAUUCCCGCUUUCAGAGCCCAACUGGCGCGCUUUACGUGCUAGUCCGAUGGAGACCCGCCCCGAUGUGGUUGCGCGAGGCAAGACUACCCUGGUGAAACACAGGCGGGGUCUCUACGGGCAUGUAUUACGUCCCUACUGUCAGUUCACCACUCCUUUGGAGCCCCGUUCACGUUGCAAAUACGGCCAAACCUCGCGGCUAUGAAACAAUGCCUCGAAUCCAUGUUGACGCACGUGUGGCAUUCGUCAUGCACCAAGUCCCGUACGCAGCCAGUCCUUCCGCACGCUACGUUCAAGGCAAGGCCCACGUUGGUGCCCCACUGGCACGCGAACAUGGAGGUGGCGUCGUCCUGUUGGCGUCACGCGCGAGAGGCAACUUGGUGAGGCACAAAACUCAACAAGCAAUUGGGUGAGUCAGAGCGGCCAUGCAGUGACCGCAAUGGAGCAGGGCUUGGGCGUGUGGGUAGCCGCUGGGGUUGACUGAUUCUUUGCCUACCUUGGAGUACGCGUAGGCCUGCAGGCAGUUGGACCGAAGGCAUGCAAGGGAGGGAAGCAAGGGGCAGACGCGUCAGCGCGUGCGGCAUGUGGGUGGAAACGGGCAACGGGCGCAGCCUACGGGCUCAGCCUGGAGGCCGGCGUGGCACUGUUCCUCGUACUGCUGUCCGCAGCAGUGCAGCACCCACCUGCGGGCACUUAGCCUUGAAAGCCUUGGUGCCAGACGUGGCGACCAGACCGGGACCAUCCUUGUUGAUGCAUGCGGGGUCGGCGCCGGCCAGGUAGUUGGGGCUGGUGCAGAAGGUGGUCAGGCUUGGGAGGAUGCACGUUGGCGAGCCGCACCAGGAGCCGCUGUGGGAUGGUUGCGUGAGGGGGCUUGGGGAGUGAAGGGGAGGGGUAAUCGGCACGGGCGGCAGUGUACCGCCGCACAGCUAGCUAGCCUUGCUGUGCGUGGUGCGGCGGUGCAAGGGGCAGGAUGGUGACGAGCAAGGGUUUCAGCGGCGUCUCAGUACCGUAAGCGUGUUUGCAAGGUGCCUUGCUGUGCGGCAUGUGUUGCCUGAGCGGUGAGUACGUGGAACUCACCUGACGGAGGGCGGGUUGAGGGGCCGGAUGCGCGCCGGCGUGUUGUAGGCGUUGACCUGGCAGCGGAGAGGCGUGUGGAGAGUGUCGAGCAUCACGGUGCGCAGGAAGAAGGGGGGCGGGGCGGGUCGGAAACCUGCCGUACAAACCUUGCGUACAACGUACAUCGUAACAAUGGUGCUAC